AUGUCGCAACCGUACGAAUUCGGAAAACAAGACUCUGUUUCGGGUGACGGGUUGACAGAUGCCCUAGGUAUGAACGGUAAGGCAAGGCAGAGAUCGUCCAACCACUCCUCGCAGUUUGGUGAGAGUGACGAACCUACGUCGCCAAAUCCUUUAGGCGAACACGCGGACGCGGACGCGACGCAUGGAAGGGAGAAAGAGCAGAAUGAGGAGACACAAUCGGGCAGCAUCGUUAAAGAGCCUAUUUACGAGGGGGAGCAAAAUACAUCGAGGCCUUCACUGCAAUCAAAUGUAUCGUCUUUCGCUGCCCCGACCAAAGCAUCGGAAGCGAAGAAGAACGAGAAGAUCGAGCUUGCUUCUUUUGUGAAGAAGAUCUACUCCACCAAUGAACUGGCUAUCCGAUCGAAUAAUGCGAUGCGGCAGCAUUCGGUUUCUGUUCUUGAUAACCAACGAUCAAGUUUAAAGCAGCGCUCUGUCACUACCUCUACUCAUAUUAGAGAGGAGGAGAAUGCAGUUGAUCAUUCACCGCCGUAUAUGAAGUUGCAGUCGAAGAACAUGCGGUGUCACAGUCUUGCUUCUACUAUUUCCGAUAGGUCGGCGGGAGAAGAGGGAAUUCAAGGGGAGGUAGAAAAGCCGCCCAGUCUAGAAAAGGAACUGCUAGAGGAGGAGCUUCCGGAUGAGCAAGCACAAGAGGAGGAAGUACAAGAAGAAGAAGAGCCAUGCAUGCAAGAGCAGAAGGAAUUAGAAGAAGUGGAAGAACCCAGUACUGAGUUUCAGGAACCGCAAGAGCAGAAGUCUCCCUUGGCGAAAGACAUCAUGGCGUGGACAUCGCAAGGAGGUCGCGUCACGGACCUAGAAGAGCAAGUUGCGACAACUCAAGGUCAGAUCGAAAGCGAAUCACGAAAUGGUACAGAAGCAGACGAGAAAUGCAGUGUCGUGAUCUCAACGGACAUUGACGAUAUUGCACUAGGUAAGACCACUGCAGACAUGGAAGAACUGGAAGCCGGACUCGAGGAUGCGAAGAGACAGCGUGACGAGGUGAUGAUGCGGUGUGAGACAGUACAACGAGACUUACAAACAGUCAAAGACGACGCCGAAAAGCUGCAGCAAAAGCACAACAAGCUGAUCGUACAACUUCAGCACAGUGAGGAGCUAAUUGCAGCGCGCAACGUUCGCGAACCUAAUCUACCUGCUCUUGAAGCAGUUGAAGCAGUUGAAGCAGAGAACAAAAGACUUCAAGUGGCGGUCGGCAAAACGCGGCUGGAACUUAACAAUGCAAAUGCAUGUUGCGAGAACCUUGACGACCAGCUGAGAGACGCUCAAGAGAAGCUUAACAACCAGGAAACAUCUAUCAAAGAACUAUGUGAAAUCAUCGACUUGGUAUCUCAAAGUAUGUCGCAAGGCGUCGAUAUUCCCGUUCCCCAGUCCGAAGAGCUUUCUCAGAGCCUUGUGCAGGCCUCCGAGAUAGAAAGAUUACGGAUCAAGAUUGCCCAAUUAAUUGGAGGGUAUGGUAAAGACUUCAAGAACUGGCAUGAAAAGAAUGAAGAGCUGGAGCGUCAGAUAGCGGAUCAAGAAUCUGAGAUCAGUAGGCUAGAGAAGACCAUGGACAUCCAGAGAAGAGAAUUAUUGAGCCCCGGUCUACAGAGCCCGAUGUUCCCGCAGGCGAUGCAGAUGGAUAGAGAUGAAUUUCAGCAAUAUUACGAGCGCGAGCGACUGAAGCGCAAAGGCGCAGAGCAGGAGCUCGCGAAGGCGAAGAAGCUGUUGUCACAUAUUCACCCCGAGAACGAAAAGCUACAGUCAGAUCUCACCAACGCGCAAGAAGAACUCGCAGAUUUGCGUCCCAGAGCUGAAAAGCUGGAGCAGGACGUCAAGGGGUGGAAACAAGACUCCGAGGAAAAGAAUUUGCAACUUGAAGAACGCACUCGUGCGUUUGAAGCCAGUACCGACCAACAGAAGCAGGAAACCCUCCGUUAUAUCAAGGAUUACUACAACAAAACCAAGGACGAAACACAUUGGGAAGUUCAGGGUCUACAGAAGAAGCUCGCAGCCUUGGAUGAAGAACGCGUAGGACUCAAACGAGCGUUCAAGCAAGCGAAGAUGGAUAUCGCACGCUUGGGAGAUUGUGUCACCAGACUAAGGAAGAGAAACAAAGCCCGUGACGCUCAUAUUGGAAACGUACAGCAAGCGUUUAUGUGUGGUGAAGAAUUUCCCACCCUUGAGUCCGAUGACGACACUUCAUCUUCAACUUCAGCCUCCACGAUCUCGUCGCUCACUCACCCGCUUGAUCGUGUUAACAGGCCGCCAUCUAUCCCACGCUGCCACCUCCCCACCACAAUCGGAGCGCGCAACGCCGUAAUAGCCACCUAUCAUCAGGAGCUCGAGGAAUUGCGAGAGCAAGAAUUGUUUAAUGUGAUUGUCAAGCCACCCGUAUCUACCAAGAACAAGAAUGGUGCCGCAUACAAUGAGAUCAUGGAAAGAGUGCGUGAAUGGAAGAUGGGAAGUUCGUAUUCACCUAGAAAGCUGGGGUGGGGAGAACUAAGGCGAAAGAGUCCGUGGGAGAGGUGGGAUGGAGAGAUGUGGGCAAAGGAGUUUGCUACGGGGAAGGAUGUUGAUGUUCUGAAGGAGAGAGGGCUUUGGCAUGAGACUUAG
This is a messenger RNA of Alternaria atra, 2646 nucleotides long. RefSeq lists its product as uncharacterized. Lineage: Eukaryota; Fungi; Ascomycota; Dothideomycetes; Pleosporales; Pleosporaceae. Bases 1 to 2646 code for a protein of 881 amino acids. The transcript has a single exon. The record is from RefSeq and is a predicted model, not a curated record.